Osmia lignaria (orchard mason bee) is the source of this 9145-nucleotide messenger RNA. It is a transcript of the gene Lrrk, whose product is annotated as Leucine-rich repeat kinase. Lineage: Eukaryota; Metazoa; Arthropoda; Insecta; Hymenoptera; Megachilidae. The record is from RefSeq and is a predicted model, not a curated record. Gene Ontology annotation, molecular function: protein binding; ATP binding; protein kinase activity. Gene Ontology annotation, biological process: protein phosphorylation.
AAUAUAAAAUGAGCUAAUAGUAGUUUCAAAAAAUUAGUACACCACAAAUUUGGAAGUGUUAAACAAAAAGUUUUGCGCCGAAAUCAUUAUUGAUAAUAAUUGAAAGUAAAUAAAUCUUUCAGUGAUAACAAUAGUAAAGAUGUAAUGCUGUAAUAUAGAUGAAAAAAGAUCAGUAUUGAUAUUGCGUAAUAUUAAAGGUAGUACUAUUUAUUUAAAUCGAUCCGCUGCUAGCGAAGCAUAAAAUUGUGGCUAAAGGUGCGUACAGUCGAUAAAGAGAUUCAACAAAAUGGCGAUCGCUAAAUGUUAUGUUUAGUAUUACGAUUGUUUCUCAUCCUAAAAACUACUGUCAGUCACUGUCAGUCAAGUCGCUUGUCAGUGUGAAAAACAAUUAAAAACAAUGUCCACGUAUAUAGUGAAAAGCGAGUAAUUUUAAACAAUCAAUCGAAUAUAAUUUUUAUAACAUCUUUCUCUGAUUGAUAUAAGGUUUGACAUACAUGCAAGUUCUGCAUUUGUAUACUGAAUUUUAAAUUUUAAACAAAGUUAUUAUUUGUUACAAACAUGAAAAGGAAGUGACAAUGAUAUUAAAGUGAUAAUACGUGGUAAAAAUUGAAAAUAAUUAAAUUUAAAAUACAAAAUAUUUUUAAUAUGAAAACGAAUAAAUAAAUAAUCGAGAUUUUACAAAUGUAUAUAAACAGUUUUAAAUAUCUAACUUCCACUUUAGAUACAGUGGAUAUAAAAUUCAAAAAUAGCAGUCAAUUUUUUUACAUAUUAGAUUGUAGUGAACAUAAAACAUUAAAUUUUGAUGAAAUUAAAAAUAAACAGUCAUAUGCAAAGUAUCACAAGAGAAGAGUGUGCCGACAAUGUGAAUAUGUAAUUAUAGAUCAAAAUAAUUUUUAAAUACUUCUUUACAUUAUGGAAGAUUAUACUCCUAUCGAUGAAGAUUUCCUUGGUCGUCUGUUACACCAAGCUGCUUUAUGGGAUAACGCUGAACUGUUGGAAGAUCUUCUGCGAGGAGAACACGCACAGUACAUAAACAGUCAGGAUUCUUGGGGUAGGACACCGUUACAUGCUGCAGCCAUUACUGAAAAUUCAAGGUGUUUGGACGUGUUAUUGUCUGCUGGAGCUAAUCCAAAUAUACCAUGCGGACCAAGAGGUCAUUAUCGUACACCGUUACACGUUUGCGCGGAACAUGGUCAUAAUUCCAAUAUCGAAAAGUUUUUAAAAUUUAACGCCAAUCUAAUGAUUCAAGAUAACAAUGGUAACACGCCGUUAGAUGUAGCAGAAAAAAAUAAACAAGAUGCAUGUAUAAAUUUACUUAAAGUGGCAGCUGAAAAAUAUGAAUUGGCCAAACUAGCGACACAUGCUUCUUUGCGUGCGAUAUGUAUUCAGGGAGAUAUCGUGGCAGCCAGAAACAUUAUCCAAGGACUCACCGCUGAUGUGGAAUCUAUUAUUAACAUGGCACCAAAUGGUGCGAAUACUCUGCUUUUUAUAGCAUGCGAAAUGGGCCAUAAGGAUAUAGUUCGUCUACUUUUAGAUCAUGGUGCAGAUUGCAGAAUUCAUCCUGUUACUAAAUACUGUCCAUUGUAUAUAGCUUGUUACAAUGGCAAAGUAGAAAUCGUAGAACAACUGCUUCGUCAUUUUCCUAAGCAAGUACAAUCUUUAACGGUGGAGAAAUGGUUACCUAUUCAUGCGGCAGCUAUAAACGGUCAUCACAUGAUUAUUGAUUUACUAUUAAAAUUUGAAUAUCCGCAACAUACGUAUCAACGUUACAAAGAUUCCUCUGGAGAAUUUGAAUACGAGAUGCCGUUUGAUAUUAAUACUCAAGACGUAACAGGACAGAAUGUUCUUUAUAUAUCCAGCAUGCUUGGCAACAUUAAAAUCGUUGAAUUGUUAUUGAAUUACAGAGUGAAAGCAAGAAAGAUCAAAGAGGAAGAAAUGGGAGUAACGCAACCACUUCCCGUAUCAAAAAGAAAAAUUUCAAGCGGAAUACAAAGAUUAAUGUCUAGCUUAAAUUUUAGAAGUAAAACGUUUGAUAAAAAGGAUGACAAUAUGAUAUGUCCGUUAAAUUUAGAUUUAUAUUGCAAUAAUGCAACUGAAACCGCUUUACACGCCGCGGUAAAAGGCAAACAUACAGAUGUAGUUACCGCUUUACUAUUGGCUGGUGCCGAUCCUAAUUUACUCGUCAAAGUUCCUUAUGAUCAAAACGAUUCAGAGAGAAAUUAUUCUAGCGCAUUAAUCGUAGCAUGCCAACAGCGUGAUAUAAAAAUUGCUGAUCUUUUACUGAAACACGGUGCUGUAGAUAAUACAUGUAAAGCAAUUAAAAUUGCUGCACAAAAUCGAGACGAACCUUUGACAGCUAAACUUUUGUCCAUAAAAGCUUACCCCGACUGUGAAUACAAAAUCAAUAAGAAAGCUAUGACGGAAUGCACUCAAACGUCUCAUUUCUCGGCAUUGUCCUCUUUUGGUAACGUUACAUAUUCAACGAUAUUCCCAAAUACUCCUACAAUGAUAAACUGGCACGAUCAACAAUGUCAUCUGUCUCAAAUACGAUCCCAAUGGUUAACCGACGCCGUGUUGCAUGUGAACAAAAAAUUGAGCGCCAAAAACAAUGAUUUAGUGUUGUACGCUAUAACCAGGAUAGAUAUCUCUCAUAAUUCAAUUACUUCUAUACCAUCCAUUAUAUUUUAUCUGCAAAGCUUACGGUGCCUAAAUAUGGCUCAGAAUAAAAUAGAUACUCUCAGUGCUGAAGCAAAAAAUGCCAAGGAUAAACUGUGCCCUGUUCUAGAGGAGAUGUAUCUACAAGACAAUCGGUUGGAACAGCUACCUGAAUUCAUCAUGAAUCUACCCAGCUUGGAAAUAAUGGAUGUUUCAAAUAAUAAAUUACAGUGUCUUCCGGACAAUCUAUGGCGAGCACCAAAAUUGAAGGAACUGAAUGCAUCGUUUAAUUUAUUGAAAGAUUUGCCUAGCCAGGUGUCGCAAAAUAUUUCACGGAAAUCACAGCGGGACGACUGUUUGAAUAACAGUCCGAGCAGUCGAAGCUUAGCAGCACAGUUUGCUAUUUCACGCGAGGACUCGUUGGAGUUCGAGUCUUUCACUAAAAUAGCAAAUGCACAAAUAAUCGACAUGGAGCGUCCGCAUGUUUGGACCAAAUCCGUUCAAGUUUCAGAAAAAAUCUCUGACGACAAUGAAGGUGGAGUUAGAUCGGUUCUGGCGUCAUUGAACUUAGCACACAACUUGUUCAACAGCAUUCCAGUAGCAUUGCCGUGUUUGGCUGUUAAUCUGGUAAGAUUAAAUAUGGCAUAUAAUUCUCUACGGUCCAUGAGCCACAUAACUUCGUACCCAGCGAGUUUGAAACAAUUGGAUUUGUCUAAUAAUCAAAUAUCUCGAUGGCCCAGUUUACCGCAAGUGGACGGCGCAGAUUUGACGGAACAAGCAAACACUGCUUGUUAUUGUCCCGCUACAAACGUACAAUCCCCGAUAGUACCAGGGAACAAUAGACAAACGGCAACCUCUUUACGGGACGUGGUUCUCAUGUCGGUUUGCACGCACAGACGUCACUUGCGUUUGGAAAAUUUAAGGACCUUGAUUCUUGCCAAUAAUAUGCUAAACAGAAUUCAAUUAACAUCCGUAGACGACGGGGAAAUGCCAAAUUUCGAGGAAGAGAGCAUAGACAAAGACACGAAGAUAACUUAUUCAGGCUCGAAAUUGUACCUUCUCUUUCCCAACGUCAGUAUGCUCGACGUUAGCAAUAAUAAAUUGAAAGAUAUCCCACAGAACAUUUAUGAAUUGAACAACCUCUCUGUCUUGAACAUAAGCAGUAAUCCAGACAUUGUUGAAUUACCACCGCAAAUGGGUUUGCUGUCCCGUUUAUGGAAUUUAAAUACUCAAGGCUGCCGAUUACAGGAGCCUCUGAAGACGAUGAUCGAAUCGAAAAAAUAUAAAACAAUGGACGUUGUUGGGUAUUUGAAAUCAAUAUUGGAGGAUGCUAAACCGUAUGCUCGAUUGAAGUUAAUGAUCGUUGGAAUUCAGGGUAUCGGUAAAACUAGUCUGCUGGAACAAUUGAGACAAGAAGGCGAGGUACCGAAUAAGAAGAAAGCCUCUGAACACUGGGCAAAGAGAAUGGGUAAUAAAAAUAUCAACGCAAAGACUGCCAGGGGAACGACUAUAUCAACUGUAGGCGUUGAUAUUGGUGAUUGGAUCUAUGAAAAGAAAGUAAGAGGCCAGUCGUCCCACGGUCCUGUUUACUUCAGAACCUGGGACUUCGGUGGGCAAAGAGAAUAUUAUGCCACCCAUCAAUAUUUCUUAUCUAAACGUAGCUUGUAUUUGGUCGUAUGGAGGAUCACUGAUGGUUUCAAAGGUGUGUCUGAGAUAUUUCAAUGGUUGGUAAAUAUUCAAAGCAGAGCACCAAACUCUCCGGUGAUCAUUGUCGGUACCCAUUACGACAUAUCUUAUGAACAUAGCGAGGCUUUGCAGCAGUACAUUCGCGAUAAGUUUAUAAACGUGGUCGAUGCCGAGAAAUGCGGUUUGCCAAAAGUCAUGGAGACCAUUGAAGUAAGCUGUAAAACGAGGCAUAAUAUAAAAAUGCUUUGUAAUUUAAUAUAUGACGUCGUGUUUAGUUUAAGAUCCCCUGGAAGCAAAGAAUUGUUACUCGAACAGAAAGUUCCUGCCAGUUAUCUUGCCUUGGAAGACGUGGUGAUACAGCUUGCGCACGAUAAGAAAUUAUCAGGGGCAGAUCCAGUUUUGAAAGCGGAUCAGUACUAUGCUGCUGUCAACAACGAACUUCAGAAACUGCACAGAUCUUUCAGAGAUCCAGCAGAAUUGCACCAAGCUACGCUUUUCCUUCAUGAAAACGGUAUCAUUCUGCACUACGACGAUGCUACUCUGAAGGAUUUAUACUUCCUUGAUCCUCAAUGGCUCUGUGACAUGCUGGCGCACGUAGUGACGAUACGUGAAAUUAACCCUUUCGCCAGGUCUGGCAUAAUGAAGCUGGACGAUAUUCAACACGUUUUUAAAUCUUCCACGAUAUCGUCCAUCGACACGCAAGGAUAUAUCGUCAGCUUACUGAACAAAUUUGAAGUUGCGUUGACGUGGGAUUAUCGUACAUUACUGAUCCCUUCCUUAUUACCAACCGAAGAAGAUAUUUUAAGAAAUAAUCAAAUGAUCAAGAUACCGGUGAAAACGCGUGGUUGGCACGUAAGAUCCAACAAAAUUACAUCUCCAAUGAUGACGUUUCAAAAUUUUUCCGGAGAUAAAUUGACGACGGAAUGCGUGUUGACGUCUAGGUCGCAACCGGAUUGCUCCGUAACAAGACUGCUUCUAAUGUCUUAUUUUCCUAGUGGAUUUUGGUCGAGGCUUAUAACUAGAAUAUUAGCCGACGAUGCUAUCGUUGAAAUAGUGAUGUCGUUUCUGGCACCGUUCAAAGAUUUCGUCGAUGAUAAUAUUUUUACAAGCUUAUUAAAUACGCAAGCAGAAUGGGUACUCUGGCAGACAGGAAUAGAGCUAAGAUACGCUAACAUUACUUUGCUGCGUCUUAAGGAAGUCAAUUACAAUUUAAAGAACGUACCGUACGAUUACAGGCAAUUUAAAUUUAAACUGAAACAGGACGGCAUAUGGUGUACGGUGGACCUAAAGAAUUCGGCGAUUUUAGAAAUAUGGUUCCCGGUUGACACUUUGGUAAUUAAACAACCUAUAAUGUCAGACUCGGUCGAGGAAGAACCGAUGGGUUAUCAGGCGAUCGUGGUUGAACCACGGCCAGAAAGUAUGCCGCAAUUGCUAGCGCUUAUAGUUGAUCACAUUGAUAUUUUAUUAGAAGACUGGUAUCCUACGUUAGGAACACGUUUUGUCCAUACAUCCGAGGGUAAAUUAUUAGUUACUAGAUUGAUACCGUGCCCUCGGUGCCUAUUGAAUAACGGAGAGAAUGAGAACGAAAUUAACGACAGUGAUCGUUUAGCAGAAGAUAUUCAAAGAUAUUACAUUAAUAAAGAAAGGCAAAGUCAGGAUAGUUAUAAGUCUGACGGUGAUAGUGGUGUAGGAUAUGAUAGUUUAACAUCAAGUAGAAUGCCAUCUUUAGAAGGUCAUCCGGAUGUUGCUAAACAGAAUAGCAAUUCUGAAAGCAUUCUAGCAUAUUCCUGGAUGGUAGAGGAAUGCAUUCUGUCUGCAUAUAGUAAUAAACCAAUUAGUUGUCCUAAGCACUUUGAUAUACCGUUAUCGCAUGUCGCUCCAGAUAUUAUUUUUAUGGAUCUUGGAUCGAAACAUUUGAUAAAAUCAGAAGAUAUCAAGUUAGGAAAACUUUUAGGUCGGGGUGCAUUUGGAUUUGUUUUUAAAGGUGUUUGCCGUUUACCUGGGACAUAUCAAAAGGUCGAUGUUGCCAUCAAAAUGUUACAACCAGUACCGCCUGGUUCAAAUUCAAAACAAUCUGCAGUUCUUGCUUACAAAGCGGCGCAAAGUAAAUGGGAUAGAGAUCCUUUACAAUACGCCUGUAAAGCAUAUUGCACUGCUAGACAAGAGCUAAACAUUUUAUUGACACUGAGACAUAUAAAUAUCGUACCCUUGAUUGGAAUAGUGAUUAGCCCAUUGGCAUUAGUAUUAGAUUUAGCGCCCGAAGGUGCAUUGGAUAGCGUGUUAAAAAAUUACAGACGUUCAGGCGCUAAAUUAGACCCGUACACGUUACAAGCUAUAAUUCUUCAAGUGGCGAAGGCUGUGGAAUACCUUCACCAGCAGCAUGUCAUUUAUAGGGAUUUAAAAUCUGAAAAUGUUCUCGUUUGGCAGAUGCCUUUACCGUUUCAAAAUCAUCCUGAACAUCCUGUCCAUGUUAAAGUAGCCGAUUACGGGAUAUCUAGAUUAACGUUACCAACUGGUGCUAAAGGAUUCGGCGGGACUGAAGGAUUCAUGGCACCUGAAAUUAUUAAAUACAAUGGAGAAGAAGAAUAUACGGAGAAGGUUGAUUCAUUUUCAUUUGGAAUGUUUAUAUAUGAAUUGAUUACUCUGAGGCAACCAUUCGAAGGCCAUGAGGCGGUUAAAGAAUGUAUCUUAGAAGGUGGAAGACCACCGUUAACUUACAGAGAAACGUUUCAUCCUUGUUAUGCUCUUGAUUUAAUGGUCAUAUGUUGGGCUCAAAAUCCUAAAGAACGACCAACUGCAAGUCAAAUAGUUUCUAUUGCAUCUGCACCUGAAUUUACACACCUUAUAGACGUUAUACUGUUAACAGAGAGAACUCAAGUAACUGCUAUUACCAUGACAAAUAAAACUAUAGAAGAAAACAUAAAUGGAGAUGAAAUUUGGUUUGGACACAAUAACGGUGAAGUUGAUAUGCUAUUAGGAACACAAAAAGGAUGGUUACAGCAUGUUAGAAUUGAAACUCCUAUAAUACCAUAUGCUAUGUGUGGAGUUGAUGGAUAUAUAUGGAUCGGUGAUAACACAGGGCAAGUUCAUGUUUAUUUAGGCAGCAAUUUUGGUUGUGUCGCUAGCUAUAAUCUAGAACCUAAUCACAGUAUAGAAUCUAAAGUGAUAGGCUUAAUUUAUUUGGAACAAUUAAAACAAUUUGCAGUAGCCUUGCAUAGUGGAAAAACAUUUCUGUUAUCAAAUUCUUUUACCCAAAUGAAGAAGAUGGAAAUUAUGACUAAUAUACAAGACAAUAUAAAAACAUAUUCUUUAGCAGCUAUUCAUAAAAAGAAACGCAUAUUAGAAUUAUGGGUUGGACAAAGCUUCGGUAGAAUAUCCAUUUAUGUUUUGAAAGAUAGUAGUUUAAUAGACACAGUACAAAUCUGUCAUGUAAGCGGAGAGGUGGCAGUUAAAAAUUUAUUUGCUACAUAUUUAUUAAGCGCUGAAAAUUCCAUCUUAUCGUACACGUACCCUGGAUGUAUCGUAUACCAGUGGGAUGUAGAUACUAGGCAAAUAAUAAAUAAAUUAGAUAUGUCAAAGUUAGUACCUUGUUCUGAGAGUUUGAAGUCCAUUUCUAUAGAAGAAAAUUUAUCGACAGAAAAGUGCCAAGUAACAGCUCUUGAAACUUGUAGGAAUCAGUUGUAUAUCGGUACCACUUGGGGAUGCAUCGUAGUGGCUGAAUGUAAUUCUCUCAGACCGAUUACUGUUUUCAGACCUUUCGAGGGUAAAGUAUGUCAAAUAAUAUCAUUUAAAUCGAUGGAUGAAAAGAAAUUAGUAUUGGCAACAGUUGGCCAGGGUUACAGAAGUUUAAUCUCCCGUUACACAGAUUUUCCAAUUGACAAUUUAGAUUCAGAUGAUCUUAAACAUAGCAUGUAUGCUCUUUUGUGGAGAUCCGAACAUUGGUCGGCAGCUUAAAUAUAAUUUUUCUUUGAUAUCAUAAUAUUAAGAGUGCUUUAUGGUGCAAAGAUAAAAGGUGAUAUAACUGGUUGAGAAUUCUAUACGUCCAUGAUAUACUUCAGUCUCUAGACUUUAAGCUUUCUACUUUGCCUCAUAUAUUUUUUCAACUAAAAGUGGAAAUAUUUAUUCUUUAAUCUGUCCAAGUUGCAUGGUGCUUGAUUGCAACAUCAUUUGCAAGAUUUUCAUUUGCAAGAUAAAUGUAAUUAAAGCAGGAUAUUUUUAUCUUUAUUAUCUUAUGAUGCAGCACAGUACGUAUAGUUUUAUAGUUUACGAGUACUUAAGUCUGCAAGAUAAUGAUGCAUUGAUUUGAUAACAGGUAGAAAAUAGAUUGCUAACCUCGCGAUACAAUUUAAAAAUUUAUUUAAUGAUCUCUAAAAUAUGAAUAAAUAUUUUGUACAUGCAAAUAGUUUAAUACGUACGUUUUUACACUUAUUAAGUUGAAAGUACAAUUACUGUAGUACGUACAUAUUUUUAUAAUUUUUUGCUUAAAAAUCUUUUUCUGUAUAAUUUAGAAUUAUAAAGUGAUAAGAAAUAAUGAUAAUUCCAAAAUAGUUUCAGUACUAAAAAAGUUAUUGAACUAGCGAAGAGCCAAAUUUUAUUAUAAUUAUAAAAAUGUGAAAGUAGAGCUUUUAAUAAUUGAAAUUAUUAACAUGUAAAUGAAUGUAUAAAAGUUGUGAAUGAAACCUGUGAUUGUUAAUGAAUGUAGUUAAGGAACAUCCAUUGCUGGUAAUUCUUUCAAAGUUUCAAUAUUAUGCUUAAUAAUUAGGUCCUGACCACGGUACAAAAAGUAUCCUUUGAAUAAUUCCCC